Messenger RNA from Exophiala xenobiotica, 1271 nucleotides. RefSeq lists its product as uncharacterized. The record is from RefSeq and is a predicted model, not a curated record. The transcript is spliced from 4 exons. Lineage: Eukaryota; Fungi; Ascomycota; Eurotiomycetes; Chaetothyriales; Herpotrichiellaceae. The coding region runs from base 205 to 978 and encodes 257 amino acids.
CCGCGCAUGAUUCUCCAUGGCUUCGUAGCUUCCCCUGAAGUGGUACAUAGCACAAGACACCGUACUUCUCUCAAAUCACGUCCGCACUCACAACCGACAGUCAACAGAUACCGCAUUCUCAACCUGGCUUCAGUACAAACGGAUCUCAGUGGAAGUUGUUUCUGUCUCCCCAUACUGGUCUUCAUUCUACCGAGUUGAUUCACCAUGGACGAUCCUGUGGCCGAGAUACCACAUAUCAUACGGACGCUCUGUACGGGCCCAGCAGCUAUUCAAUCAGCAACAAUCAAGACCUAUUUCACCCCUACUGCAUCUUUUACCCAUCCGUUUUGCCGAACUGGAAGUUUUGCAGGAUCAAUAUGGCUUAUCAUCAUGAUCUAUCGUUGGUAUAAGAUCCUCAGUCCGCAUAUCGAUGUUUUCGUCGACAGUGUCGCAUUCGACAAAAAAAAGCUGCUGCUUUACGUCUCAAUACACCAAAACUUCAGACUUUGGGUCGUCCCCUUCUACAUUGCUCCAGUCCAAUUCGUCACUGUUUUGCAGCUAACCACCGAUCCUUUCCCUCAACCUCCGGACGACUCCGCACCAGCCACCGAGCCCUCCUCGUCCGCAGCCGGCCAAGGCCCGAACAGGAAGAACAACGGCAGGAGGAGAAGCAUCAAGUUCGAAGACGGUAAGAAAAGGAAGAGUGCCAAAGUGGACUCGUCUGAUUCAGUCAAAGAAGCCGACGGGGGCACUGCAGACGACACAAAAUACUACAUUCAGUCGCAGGACGAUCUCUAUCAAACAAGCGAGUGGAUCAAAUUCCUGGUGCCAUGGGGCAUCGGUGCCUUCCUGGUCGUCUUGUGGCAGUUCUGGGCUACCAUCUUCUGCGUCAUCGGCACAAUGCUAUUCGAUCUCAUCAUGUGGUUGCCACGAAGACUCUACUACUCGGACUUUGAGUUUUUCGAGAACAACGACAAGAAGGUGCUCGGUCCUGAUUGACGGCGGAUACGGUCAGUCCAUGACGAAGCGGGAUUUCAUCAUAACGGUUGCAUGAACAUAGGAUUGUUAACGUCCGAGACGAUUAUUGAAAGUGUGAGUUUAUCGUUGGGAAGCAAGGCGUGGAUAGGGCGAUUGCGUUUUAUUGAGGUUCCGGGAGGCAACAUUAGGCGUUGGAGCAUGAUACCCAUGUGCAUACGGGAGUACGGCGUUGUCACAAGUCAACGGCAAGUAUAGAUCAUCAGGAUAGUUGUAAAUGCUGUCCUUUCAUAGAAUGCAACCAGCAGCUGUAUGAC